GAAUAACAUGUGGUAUACUAUACUAUACAUUUUUCAACAAGUCAAAUUCUAAAGUGAUGUUAUAACUGACAUCAAAACUAUUAACGACCAUGCCAAAUAAAAUGCGUCACUAGAUAGUGCAAUUUAAACAAACAUCAAUUUCUACCAUUAUAUACUAUAUAGUUUAACUCAAUUCACAAUCACAUUCACAUUCACAUUCAUUAGAACAUUAUCAUGGGAAACCAAAUCUCAUUUCGACCUUCAGAUUCAAGAGGUAAAGUUGUUUUCUUAGAUGGUUCGGUUCAUGAGUUUGACGAACAGAUAACCGCGGCCGAGCUAAUGAUGGAUCAUCCACAGAAAGUAGUAGUUGAGUUUCAUUCAGCUGUGAAUCAGAAGAGGCCAGCACCAUUGCCUGCUGACAAGAAGCUAGAGAUGAAUAAGAUAUAUCUGAUGCUUCCGGUGAAGCAAGGGAAGGCUGUUGGUUUGAGCGGCGAAGAAACUCGGCGUGUUUUGUUGAUGGUUAAUUCUGUUUUGCAUUCUAAUUAUGUUUUGUGUUCUUCUAAGUUUCUUCCUUGGUUUAGUAGUUUUUGUCAUAGUAGUGAAAUUGUGGAGCCAAGGAGAAAGGAGGAGGUGGAGGAGGAGGAGAAGGGAGUGAGAUGCGGUUUUUCGGAGAAUUUGCCGGAAAUAUUGGAAGGGAGGCCGGAUUAUUUGAAUAGGCAGAUUUCAGGGAAAGGGUGGAAGCCUAGUUUGGAUACUAUUAAGGAGAAGAGUAUUGAGAAAAAACAUAGUCAUUGGUUGUUUCUCAAGAGUUUUUAGAGAUGGUUUAUUUUAGUUUUUGGUUAGUAAUAGUGAAAAUGUUGUGGAUUUAUGUGGAGUAUUAUUAUGUGGAAAGAUUAUGUUAAUGUGUAUGUCUCUUUGUUUAGUUGUAUGUGUAUCUUAGGUGUAAUUUAGGUUCUUAAUUUGAAUAUUAACUUCUGUAAAUUAAACUAAAAUGUCCAAGUGAAACUCU
Molecule: messenger RNA, 988 nt
Organism: Vicia villosa (hairy vetch)
Lineage: Eukaryota; Viridiplantae; Streptophyta; Magnoliopsida; Fabales; Fabaceae
Exons: 1
Coding region: 214-795 (193 amino acids)
Source: RefSeq, a predicted model, not a curated record